Molecule: messenger RNA, 3005 nt
Organism: Brienomyrus brachyistius
Lineage: Eukaryota; Metazoa; Chordata; Actinopteri; Osteoglossiformes; Mormyridae
Product: testis-expressed protein 264 homolog
Exons: 4
Coding region: 326-1264 (312 amino acids)
Biological process (GO): reticulophagy; protein-DNA covalent cross-linking repair
Cellular component (GO): autophagosome membrane; replication fork; nucleus
Source: RefSeq, a predicted model, not a curated record
GCAACAUGGUCUGUGUUUAGGGAAAUGGAAUCGCCUUAGCAUACUGUGAGAAGCUAGCAAGCAGCUAAACACCUUAACAUCCUGCUUACAGAAAGUAUCGUCUCCGUGCACGGAUGAUGAAUUUUGAGAACCUGAACUGAUAAAUAUACAUAUAUCUAUCUCCAGAAACAGCUGACAAAACAAAUCCGUAAUUGUAGAUAGUUUAUUCGAUUUACGUAGCCGUUAGCUUGAUUGGCACUUCGGAAAACACUUUUAAUCAAAGCAUUAUAAAUUCUGCCGAGACAAGCACGGUAACAAACAAUCUAACCCCGUCCAGUUAACGACCAUGUCUGAGCUUGUCAUUUUGGUACUUAUUAUCUUUCUAAUACUCUGUCUGUUGGUCACAAUAGUGGGGUAUGUGCUGUACUCCGGACUGCUUUCCGAUAUUAACAUCAAAACAGGUUCUCCUCCAGUCAAGAAUAUAACCUUUGCCUACAGAUUCAAACAGGGACCUUACAAAGAGUGCGGAACAGUCUUCACUGAAAGUUGUAGUAUUGGGCCUAAGCUAUCCAGCAUUGGGGUGUUCUAUGAUGAUCCAAACCAGGUGACUCCUGAGAAGUGCCGCUAUGCGGUAGGCAGCAUUCUGAGCGAGGGGGAGGAGGAGCCCAACGAGGACAUGCUGCAGCUCUACCAGAAGUUCGGUUUCCAGGUGUUCUCCUUCCCUGCUGUCACGCACGCCGUCACAGUCUCCUUCCCUCACAGGACAACCCUCUCCAUCUUCCUGGGCGUGCAGCGGGUCUACCCCUUACUGAAAUCAUACAUCAAGGACAGGAAGCUGUGUGCGCACCCCUACCUGGAGAUCUAUAAGGGCGAUCUGAUCUACUACAUGAGUCCAUUGGCACGUCAGAGUGACUUUUACGUGCCUGAAGUGCAGGCAGCUGAGAGGAAGCAUCAGGAUGCUGAAGAAUCUGAGGAUGACAGGGGGACAGACAUCACAGGUGUGGACUCCAACAGUGAGGUCAGCUCUGUGAGUCACAUGAUCAUGUCAGACAGUAGGGAGACCUCGCUGGCGCCGUCCACUGUGCCGUCCAUGCCUCCAGGGGAGCAGGAGGAUGAAGACAAUUAUGGUGACCAGAGCUCUGGCGAGUCUCUGGACAGCAGCUCAUCGUUCGAGGAGCUGAACUUAGACCUGCAAGAGGGGAAAGACCUUUCCAUAGACCCUGAGGUCAAAGUCCCCGGUGGUAAGGUCCCCACAAACCCAGCAGUAGCAGAAGAGGAAGAAUAGGACGAAGUGAGAAGGAGCAUAAGAAUCUGUCAGUGGAGAGUGUCUUUUGGAAAUCUUUGCAUAUAUGGUUUGAAUUCUUUAUUUCAUGCAAAGCUGUUAAUGAAUCCCAGCCUGUGCUCUUACAGUGACAUGAAAUGCACAAUGGCUACCUCUGUGUGCCAAUACCAAGCACUUAUAGUCCACUAAUGAUACCCUGCAGGUCUGGAGGACAAGAAUUUCUCAAUUCUUCUCUUUAUCACCUAUAGUUGUCCCUCUUUUGUGUAAAACUUCCUCUCUCAAAUGGAUGCUGACAGUUGGGUUAAAUGAACAAAAGACAUUCAGUAAACUAAGAGAAUGUUUUAAAUGUCAAUGAUUUGAAGUAGUUUCAACCUGUAAUGUUAACUAUUUUUUUUCCUUGUCAGUCAAAAAAGCAUUUGCUGAAGAUGCAAUUAGUUCUUUCAAGGUUGCAGUUAAAAUUAAGAAGUAUUUGAAAGUGUUAAUCUAAAUGAUUUUCUAAUUUAUUUUUGUUUAAUGCUGAUUAUACAUUAAAUGUUAAUGUUUUAAAAUACAUGUUAACAGCAUGGUGUCAGUUGUCUCUCUGUAUGUGUGUGUGUAUAUAUAAUAUAUAUAUAUAUAUAUAUAUAUAUAUAUAUAUAUAUAUAUAUAUAUAUAUGUAUAUAUACAUAUAUAUAUAUAUAUAUGCUCGCAUACACACAUACAUAUAAUAUACUAUAUGUAUAUAUUCCCAUAUAUGUUGUAAUGUGGGAAAAGGCCUGUUGUCUAUAUCUAUACAUUAUCCAGGGUUAUUUUCCACAAGUCUUUUAUUUCCAGUAUCGUCAGUUAGUUUUGGAUGAAUACUGGUUCAAUAAAAUAGGGUCCAAUUUUAUAUUCUUAAAUUUUGUCUUAAUUAAAAACUGAUUGACUAAUCAAUUGUUUACUUUGUGUACUUUACCAGGCUGCUUUUGCAUGCACCUUUUCUUGACAAAUCAAAUUUAACAGAGCCUUCAUUUAUGAUUAGUCAUAGCAUAGUUUGUAAAAAAAAUAAAAAGAAAGAAAUGCUCCCCAUUGUCCGCAAUAUGCUGUAGUAUUUCUUGUGUUCAUUUCUGGUCUGUUACUUGUAUUUUGUGUUUCCCCUUUGUAAUAUUGUGGUCCUAAUCAUUAACCCCUUGUCAUGCCCUUUUCUAUACUGCAGUUAAUAGUGAUCUGUACUGUACAUUAUUAAGAUAUAUUUCAGUGUUUUGACUUUGGACUGUUCAGAGCUGGUUUUUGACUUGUGGUCUGUAAUAAAAUCUAUUUCGGUUGCAAAUGCAAAGAAUUUCAUUUUUGUUGUUUGAUUUUUGGUCAAAUAAAAAAAGGGAAUGCAAAUUGAGCUGUUAACUGCUUUAAAUAAUGGAUUGUGUAACAUUCAAAUUAUGUAGAUGACAUUUUAAAAAAUACUUCCCCAUUUGUUUUUAGAAAACAUGGCAUACAUAAUACAUCAACCAAUCACCAUACAAAUAUUUUUAUUACAGAAUUGUCAUACAGUGCAAUGAUCUUAAUAUGAAAACGAUUGUACAUGUUUAUUUAUUUAGCAGAAACCUUUGUCCAAAGCAUCAUAAGUCUGGGAUCAGAGAGGAUCAGAGAGUUUAAAUUUGUCUUUGGAAAUGAUAAGCAGAAAAUAUAUAGAAAUGGGAUAUAAAAGGGAAUUGAUUGCUUCCUUAGCUUAAUGAUUUAUGUGCCUAUAAUCAAAUAAAAGUCCUGAAAUCCUUGUUUUGUGGUUAAA